GUAAAAUAAGUGCGCUAUUAUUGAUAGUUUCGCUACAUCAUGCCCAUUCGAAUCCCAAAGCAUAUUGCACGGUUUCUUAGCCAUCAGGUUGCACAAAGAAUCAAACUUUUAGAGUCUGCCCUACUUGAAAUUCAUGACCUUGAUAACCGUAUGAAGAUGGAACUAUUAGCUUUAAAUAAUUUGGCAGAACCGAACGACGACGAAUCCUGCGAAAAUGUCAAUUCACCUGCGUCUGUUGUAGAACAGGAACUGUUAAAAUGUCCAGAGGAUGUUCACGAUCAGGACUGUGAUGCUAAAUAUGAAUUAGUGGAUUUGAAUGAUGAUGUUGCAGGCUAUGAAGCGUCUAUUAAUCUAAUUGACAAAGAAAUUGAAUCCAUUGAUAUUGACCCUCUAUCUUGUUAUAUUGAAGUAUCGAAAAGUACAAUGAAUGAUGACAAUUUAUCCACUUUUCAAACACUUAAUUUCCUUUCUGGUCUUAUUAAUGAUCAAUCAUUAAGGUUAACUUCGAAUGCACCAAAGAUUACUUCUCAUCAACCAGUCGAUAUAGAUCAUGCUUCUGAUUAGUUAUUUCAUUUUAUCUUAUGUUUUUCAUUUUUAUAUUCUAUUUUCUCAUUUAACUUUGGUGUAAUUUCAAGGAAGUUGAUUAUGUACAUAUAUAUAUAUAUAUAAAUAUACACAGUUGCUGAGCACACACUUAUUCUUUCUCAUUAUUUUGUAUGUUUUUUAAAUCUGUGCUGUAUGGAAAUUCAAGUCACAUAAGUAAUGACAUGAUUUGUUCACCCAUCUGUUUAUGA
Molecule: messenger RNA, 794 nt
Organism: Heterobilharzia americana
Lineage: Eukaryota; Metazoa; Platyhelminthes; Trematoda; Strigeidida; Schistosomatidae
Source: the annotation of a GenBank genome assembly